CCUCUUCUGCUUCCUCCUCUGCCUCUUCUUCCUUUUCUGAGGAAGGUGCUGUUGGUUACAGCUCUGAUUCUGAGACCCUAGAUCUAGAAGAGGCCGAGGGUGCAGUGGGCUACCAGCCAGAAUACUCCAAGUUCUGCCGCAUGAGCUACCAGGAUCCUUCUCAGCUCUCUUGCCUUCCCUACUUAGAGCAUGUGGGCCACAAUCACACGUACAAUAUGGCACCCAGUGCCCUUGACUCUGCUGAUCUACCACCACCCAGCACCCUCAAGAAAGGUAGCAAGGAAAAGCAGGCUGACUUCCUGGACAAGCAGAUGAGCCGAGAUGAGCACAGAGCCCGAGCCAUGAAGAUCCCGUUCACUAAUGACAAGAUCAUUAACCUGCCUGUAGAGGAAUUCAAUGAGCUGCUGUCCAAAUACCAGCUGAGCUAGGCUCAGCUGAGCCUCAUCCGGGACAUCCGGCGCCGGGGCAAGAACAAGAUGGCCGCACAGAACUGCCGCAAGCGCAAGCUGGACACCAUCUUGAACCUAGAACGUGAUGUGGAGGACUUGCAGCGAGACAAGGCCCGAUUGCUCCGCGAAAAGGUAGAGUUCCUGCUGUCACUGCGACAGAUGAAACAGAAGGUCCAGAGCUUAUACCAAGAAGUAUUUGGGCGGCUGCGGUAUGAGAAUGGGAGGCCCUACUCGCCCAGCCAGUAUGCGCUUCAGUAUGCUGGGGACGGCAGUGUCCUCCUCAUCCGUCGCACGAUGGCUGACCAGCAGGCCCGGCGACAGGAGAGAAAGCCAAAGGACCGGAGGAAGUGAGCCUGGGGAGGCAGGGGGUGGACGCUCACUAAGACCGAAACUGGAGAAGGGCUGGGCCUGGACCUAACAUUGGGGACUUAAAUGCCUUCUUAUCCAAUAUAUCUUCUCAGAUGGGAUGACUGCGGGUCAGUGCACAGAAGAGGCGGGCGCAGGCGCUGUCUGGCUUAGCUUCCCCACUGGGUGUGGGUGGAAAUGACCAGACUGUUUGAGUGAUUGGGGUCCCCAGCCUACCUCCCUUCUUUCUCCUGAGGGAAGGGUGAUGUUGGCAUGCUGAAGGUAGAGGAGGCUGUGUGAAGGCUGACAAGAGGGGAAAGGAGGACUUGGGAGAACAGAUAAAGUAGUGGAACGUCUCAUUCCUGGAAGGAAAAAAGGAGGAAAUUCCCUAAAAUCAGAGCAGUCAGAAAAAUCAGAGGGACCGGUAGGGGCCUUGGCCGGCAUUCUAUGCAGUGAGUGUUAGUGACUCCAGUGGGCCUAAGUAAAGUCACUGGUAUGGAAACAGAUGUGGUGGGGCUGUGGAAGGGCCUUUUAACUGUUUCUUGAACUCUGUCAUCCCUGAAGAGGAAGAAACUCUUGGAUGGCACCUGUAAUGUUUUAGUUACUGAAACAGGAAGCUGUAGGGGAUCCAACACUGACUUGUUUUCAGGCCAGAGGGGGGCAGAGGGUAUAGAAAAGUGAUAGUGAGGCCUGUGUUGCAGCAGCCCCAACAUCAAGCAUGUCACUCACUGCCGCCACAGCCACCUCCCUCUCUAGCCACCCCAGAGCUGAGGCUCCUGCUGUCCUCGCGAGAGCCUGCAUGGAAAUGCUGUACCCCUCCCACUCUCCUCCUUUUGUAGUACCCACCCUCACUAGCUGCCUAUAGCUCUCUGGAGUGGGGUGCUAUCUGGCAGUACCCGGAACUUGGCCUACAGCUUCCUCUGCAGGGGCUAAACAGAAGCAAGGUGAUGUUAUGGAGGGGGAAGCCAGCUCUGACCUCCAGGCCCUGUUCAGCACAACAUUGGGAAUGGGUUCUUCCCUCAGGGCCCUCUGCCUACGACACCUGGGCUUGUCACUGGGGGAAACAAAACCUAUUAACCCCAGCAACAAAACCUAGUCCUCUUAGAAUCUCUUGCGCUUUGAUUUUUUUUUAGGGCGUGUGCCCUGUUUCACUUAUAGGGCCUAGGAUGCUUGUGUUGAGUAAAAAGGAGAUGCCCCAAUAUUCAAAGCUGCUAAAUGUUCUCUUUGCCAUAAAGACUCCGUGUAACUGUGUAACACUUGGGAUUUUUCUCCUCUGUCCCGAGGUCUUGUUUUCUUUUUUUGGGUUUCUUUCUAGGAAAAUGAGAAGUGCAUGAAAGGAGCUGGAGAUUUUUCUCUCCUAGGCUUUCAGCUUCAGGAAGCUGCUUUACAGCCUGUUUAGCCUGGGCUCCUGAAGGACAGCCCUGGGAGGGAGAGUGAAGGGCAGCACCACGGUAGCCAGAUGGUUCCAGGACCAGUGUCUUUUUUCUUUCUUUCUUUCCUUUUUUCUUUUUUCUUUUUGGUAACUUUGCCACUGCCGAGCCCCUACCCCCUAUCCUGGUCAGCUCUGGAGUACUGUCUGCCCCCUAACUAGCAGGGGUGAGUCGGGGAAGCACUGAUUCUCCUCCUGUGCAAAGGAGGGCUUUCCUAACCGAGACUAGAGAUAGAAAGUGUGAGCCUGGGUGUGCUUUUUAUAAAUUAUUUUCCUUGUAGAUUUUAUUUUUAAUUUAUCUCUGUGACCUGCCAGGGAGAGGAGAGAAAGAGAAAUGCUGUGAGCACAUGACAAAAUAAAAUCAAAUAAAAUGGA
Messenger RNA from Alexandromys fortis (reed vole), 2598 nucleotides. RefSeq names its product endoplasmic reticulum membrane sensor NFE2L1-like. Gene Ontology annotation, cellular component: nucleus. Gene Ontology annotation, molecular function: DNA-binding transcription factor activity, RNA polymerase II-specific; RNA polymerase II cis-regulatory region sequence-specific DNA binding. The transcript has a single exon. NCBI's taxonomy places the organism in Eukaryota, Metazoa, Chordata, Mammalia, Rodentia, Cricetidae. The record is from RefSeq and is a predicted model, not a curated record. Bases 477 to 800 code for a protein of 107 amino acids. Gene Ontology annotation, biological process: regulation of transcription by RNA polymerase II.